AGGCGGGGCCCCAAGAUGGCGGCGGCGCUGAGGGGCCGCGCCAAGAUGGCGGCGGCGGCAGAGGCCUGCGGAACGGCCGGGGCUCCCCGCGACUCCUCCACCCCUUUUUUGGGGCUCCCCCCGGCUUCGGGGGGCUCGGGGCGGAGCGCAGAGAUGGCGGAGGAGAAGAAGCUGAAGCUGAGCCACACGCUGCUGCCCGCCGAGUCCAUGAAGGUGAUGGCGGAGGCCAUGGGGGUGGCGGGGGUCCCUGAGGAGACGUGCCAGCUGCUGGCGGAGGAGGCGAGCUACCGCCUCAAGGAGGUGGCGCAGGACGCCCUGAAGUUCAUGCACAUGGGCAAGAGGCGGAAGCUCACGACCGGGGACGUGGAUCUGGCUCUGAAACUGAAAAAUGUGGAG
Catharus ustulatus (Swainson's thrush) is the source of this 396-nucleotide messenger RNA. Its product is annotated as transcription initiation factor TFIID subunit 6-like. NCBI's taxonomy places the organism in Eukaryota, Metazoa, Chordata, Aves, Passeriformes, Turdidae. The annotation marks the transcript as partial. Gene Ontology annotation, biological process: transcription initiation at RNA polymerase II promoter; RNA polymerase II preinitiation complex assembly. The transcript is spliced from 2 exons. Gene Ontology annotation, cellular component: SAGA complex; transcription factor TFIID complex; SLIK (SAGA-like) complex. Gene Ontology annotation, molecular function: RNA polymerase II general transcription initiation factor activity; transcription coactivator activity; protein heterodimerization activity. The record is from RefSeq and is a predicted model, not a curated record.